AUGGGCCAAAGGGCCUUAACGGGCACGGGCAAGCGGGCAUUGCGAGCGUUGCAGGCGCAGCCGCAACGGGCGCAGCCCAGCAGAGCGCUGCGGGGCGCCGGUGGCCACGGCGCCGGCCAGGCGGCCGGAGCGCCGGCCGACGAGCAGCUGCGGAGGGGCAGAGCGGUUGGGGGCGGCAUGCUCGGCAGCGGCCGGGGCGACGCGUGCGCGCGCGGUGAGGCGGAGGUCGCAGCAGAGCGGGACGAGGGGAGCAGGGGGCCCCGGGGCAGCAGCGGGCGACGGCAAGAGGCUCAGUGGGCUGCGAGGGGCGCCGAGGUCGUGGCGCACUGCAGCAGCGUGAAGGGCCAGAGCAUGCACGGCGCCGCGGCGAGCGCCGGUGAGAGAGGCGAGGCCGUGCGGGCGGGGUGGCUGGCGGAAGUAGCAGAAGGGGGAGCGGGUCGCGCGUGGCCAUCGCAGGCGGCGUGUGCGGUGACCGUUGGGGAGGAGCAGCACGGUGUGGCCGUGCGGGGCGGACGGCGUGAGUGCGGUCAUCAUGAUGAAGUCAUCAGCCUUUCUUCCUGA
Aegilops tauschii subsp. strangulata is the source of this 561-nucleotide messenger RNA. The record is from RefSeq and is a predicted model, not a curated record. NCBI's taxonomy places the organism in Eukaryota, Viridiplantae, Streptophyta, Magnoliopsida, Poales, Poaceae.